Messenger RNA from Archocentrus centrarchus (flier cichlid), 1214 nucleotides. It is a transcript of the gene apnl, whose product is annotated as actinoporin-like protein. Gene Ontology annotation, molecular function: channel activity. The transcript has 3 exons. The coding region runs from base 167 to 727 and encodes 186 amino acids. Lineage: Eukaryota; Metazoa; Chordata; Actinopteri; Cichliformes; Cichlidae. The record is from RefSeq and is a predicted model, not a curated record. Gene Ontology annotation, cellular component: pore complex. Gene Ontology annotation, biological process: cytolysis in another organism; monoatomic cation transport; pore complex assembly.
AAAGAAAGAAAGAAAGAAAGAAAGAAAGAAAGAAAGAAAGAAAGAAAGAAAGAAAGAAGAAAGAAAGAAAGAUCGAUCAGCCAGCACCUCCCUUUUCAGUAACUUUACGACUUAACAGCUAGCAAGCAUUUCUCAGCAGAAAAACAGAACUCGCAGCCACUGCAACAUGGCGGAGACGGCCGAAGCUGCAGCAGCUGACGUGAGCAGCAGGAGAAGUGUGACCAUUGAAAUAUCAAAUCUCACUAACAACUACUGCCUUGUCAACCCCAGGGUAUACCUUGAGAAUGGGGAGGCAUACAACCCACCGCAACCUACAGUGCGCCCUCUAAAGACAGAGGUUUGCACUUUCACCAAGUCCAGCAGCAAAGCAACAGGCAGCGUUGGCGUACUGACCUAUGACCUUUUUGAGAGGUCACAGAAUGACUUCAUUGAGACUGUGGCUCUCAUGUUCUCAGUCCCCUGGGACUACAACCUGUACAAGAACUGGUUUGCAGUGGGCAUUUAUAAAAAGGGUCGUAGUUGUGAUAAGGAAUUGUACAAAGAAAUGUACUACGAGAAGAACCAGCAUGAACAUGGAUUUGUCAGGGAGGAAGCCACUGGGUCAGGAAUCAAUUACAUGGGCAACUACCUAGAUAUCAGGGCCACUAUGUCUCCUCUAGGCAAAGCCAUCAUGAAGGUAGAGGUGUGGGAUAAGCUUCUUACACCCAUGGGCCAGCAGGCAUGCUAAAGCGCCCCUUGCUACCAGUAUUUUUGUCAUGUUUCCUGACAGCAGAAUUUAGCCCGCCACCUUCUGCUUCUUCCUGGCAGACUAUUUCUAAUACAGCAGGCAUGCAUGAUUUAACAGCCAUAUUGUUGCUGACAUGUGUCUGUGUACCUGGAUAUUACCCUUCAGUAAAUCAGCUUAAGAUCAGAGUUUAGUUUGUUUAUAAAUUCACACAGCAAUACCCCCCCCCCUUUAUAAUCACAGCUUCUCUCUGUUUCAAUAGCAUUCAGUUUUAAAAUGGAAUCUUUAGAAAUGGAAAUCAAAGGAUGACUCACCGGAGGAUGAGGGCACAUAGCUUAAUAAAAUACGCAGAAAGCUUGUCUGUAUUUACCUUGACACUGUAGUCUGAGGAAUAAAAUAAACCUUUUUCUAAAGCUAUUUGUGUAUGACUGUUGACUGAGUUUAGAAGAUGCAAAAGUGCUUAAAAAAGAAAUGAGAUUUUAUGUAUAUA